GAGCUGAUGGCAGCAUCUGGAGAGUGGGUGGAUGCUGGUGAUCCUGCAGAGAUUUCGGAAGUAUUGCUAGCACAAAUGAGAAGGGCCGCUAUGGAAAAAGAGUUGAAAGAAAAGGAAAAUGAGAUUAAUGGACAGAGUAAGGGAUUGAAAACAUAUUCCUUUGUGAACGUGGAGGAUAUGGAGGAAUCGAUCUCAGUGAAGACUCCUAUGCUUUCGAAAAGGAAUCUUACUCUACCAACGAUAGCUACUCCAAGCUUGCUUGCCGUUCCGUCAGACUCAGAGGACGCCGAUGUAGACGAUGAUAGCGAUGACAGCGAUGAGAGCGAUAUAAGCGAUGUAAGCGAAGUAGAUGGUGUAGAACAAGAGAAGCCUGCAAAACGUAAAAAACCGUUUGCACGUUCACGCGAACGAUUGAAGAAACGCAUGCGUAGGCUGAGCCUUCCUAAGAUUCCCAACAUGAAUUUGGAACCUGGCAUGCCUCAUUUCCUUCCCGCCCUAAAAUCUGAAAUGGUUUCGUUGAAGUCUGAAGUGGUUUCAUCCAAAGACUAUAUUCGCAGAAAAUCUUGCGAAUUGAGAACAAACAUUCUUAACAUUAUCAGCAAAGAAAGUAAAAUUUGA
Messenger RNA from Cylicostephanus goldi, 618 nucleotides. The record is from the annotation of a GenBank genome assembly. NCBI's taxonomy places the organism in Eukaryota, Metazoa, Nematoda, Chromadorea, Rhabditida, Strongylidae.